Messenger RNA from Harpegnathos saltator (Jerdon's jumping ant), 2196 nucleotides. RefSeq lists its product as uncharacterized. The coding region runs from base 948 to 1421 and encodes 157 amino acids. The transcript has 4 exons. The record is from RefSeq and is a predicted model, not a curated record. NCBI's taxonomy places the organism in Eukaryota, Metazoa, Arthropoda, Insecta, Hymenoptera, Formicidae.
UACAAAAAUGAUGAUCCAUCGACCAUGUAUGGUAUAUAGUAAGGUACAAAAAUGAUGGUCCAUCGACCAUGUAUGGUAUAUGGUAUGGUACAAAAAUGAUGGUCCAUCGACCAUGUAUAGUAUAUGGUAUGGUGCAAAAAUGAUGGUCCAUCGACCAUGUAUAUUGCAAUAUACAUGUAUAUUGCAAUAUCUGCAUUCCAAUUCCCUCAACGCCUUUUACCGGCAUUUAAAUAAAGAAAGGUCAAUUUAAACAUAAAAAAGAGACAAAUGAAUUAUUUCGUCGCGCAACUCGGACUUUUGUUCGCUCAUAAACCCCACCUACACCCAUUAAUUGCGUGUUUCAUGUGCAUGUCACGCGACAGUAGUGAUCACGUGAGUAACACGUCCAGCGUUCGCGUAUGAAGAUUGAAUCGAGACAGGCCUCGAGUCCAACUGCAGACUGCGACGGAUGAAAACUUAUUGAUUCGCCGACAACGACGACGACGCUCGUUGGGAGCCAUCGAUCACCAAGUAAAUCUUGCCGAAGGAGAGAUCACGGCUUACAUGACGGCACGACGACGACGACGACGACGGCUAUGACGACGUCAGUGGGAUCACCUUGGUAACCGGCCGUCAAAACACUACGUCGUCGACGCGCAAAGACGACCGUAAUACGUCGACGAGCGUGGCCAUCGGUGGGAUCGUUCGCCAGCCUUUGCCGCGUCCUAUGGAUCAUCCUGACAUCGCGACGACAACGACGACGACGAUCGCCGUGCUCGCGCAGCGCUGGAAAAGCUGGCCGAGUCGGGUCGGCUGGCGUUGAAGUUGUUGAAGUGACUGAGAGAUGAUCGCCGGCGUGGAAUCCGCGUGGUAUCGGCUGGAAUGUGAAAGCUGACGUUGGAGUGCGACGACGAGGGUGCCGAUCGUCAUUGGAAACAAAGUGCCUUCGAGUUGCCGAGUCUUAAAGCAUGAGCUCGGGGAAUUCCCGGAUACUUUGCUUCGCGCUGACUUUGGUUCUCGCCUGCUGCCAAAGAGGCUGGGCUAUCGACUGCUUCAAGUGCGUCUCGAUCGAUGGCGACAACAAACCCUGCGAUGACCCAUUCCAUAACAAUGGGAGCCUCGCCUUCUUGGAGUCGCCCUGUUUGGGCGGUCGGAAAGGACGGGACGGCCUCUUCCCGGCGACGGCUUGCAUCAAAAUCGCCGGCGUGUACGACGAAUCCGGCGUGUCGCUCAUGGUGAGGGGCUGCGCGCUAGACAGCGGCACUUUGACCACCGACUCCGAGAUCAUCAGGAUGUCCCACUGCGGAGGUUUCUACUUCGACGACAAAUACGUGCGUGGGUGCGUGCAGUCCUGCAGCGACGCGGACGCGUGCAACACGUCGUCGGGCAAAUUGGCGACGCUGAUUGUCCUGAUAUUCCCGGUCCUCGUGGGACUGCUCUAACGACGCGCGCGCUUUAACGAUGGACGACGCGAUGAUGUACGUGUGCACACAAGCGAGUGCGAUCGCUUCAUCGUUGGCGGACGACGAGCGGAGAAGUUCGCCGGGCGAAGAAGCGGCGGCGGCGGCGGCUUCGAGAGGUUCACGACGAUCCUCGCGAUGAAGAACAUUACGCAGCGAGCAUAUAACGCGAUACGCGCGACAUGACGUAAUAAUUAACGAGAGUACUGUUCGUUAAAUUCCACAAUGGUAAGACUACACCUCGCGCGACCCGCGUGUCCAAGGCCCGUCUAACGAUGGUCUUGGAACUCGAGUCUCGAGUGAGCUACUCGGGUUCGAAUCCGGAAUGUGAGAUGUGAUUUUUUUUCCAGUUGAAUCGCGAUUACCGACGUGAUGUCGUCGCGUGCAUCGCACGACGCGACUGAAGAACUCGGUUCUACGUUUGAAUUAAGAAACCGAAGUAGCUCACGUGAGACAUGUCUCGAGUGACACGGUCCUUAUCGACAUGGUCCUUAUUGCCUCUCACAGACAUCUUUCUGAGACAUCUUUUUGAGACGUCUCGAUGUUCUCUGGGAUAGUGAAUAUACUGCCAGAUUAUGAUUAAGAUUCUCUCUAGCGACGAACGGUUAAACAAUUAGUUGAUGUUUGGGACGGUUAAACCACGCGGCUUGCUGAUUAUCAUUUCGGCUAUCAUUAGUGACAUGUACGUGCGAUACAUCGAUUGUACUAUUACUACCGCUUCAUAUCAAUAAAGCAUAUCUCGAAAUUGUUAAACGAA